Molecule: messenger RNA, 2873 nt
Organism: Solanum dulcamara
Lineage: Eukaryota; Viridiplantae; Streptophyta; Magnoliopsida; Solanales; Solanaceae
Product: G-type lectin S-receptor-like serine/threonine-protein kinase At1g34300
Exons: 1
Coding region: 174-2675 (833 amino acids)
Biological process (GO): protein phosphorylation; recognition of pollen
Molecular function (GO): protein serine/threonine kinase activity; ATP binding
Source: RefSeq, a predicted model, not a curated record
CAUUCAAUUAAACGAAUGGCCAAAAGACUGAAAAAUGAAGAUUCAAAGUAGAAAUGUAAAACCAACAAGUCAAAGUCGUCUCGUCUUCUUCCCACCUUCCCUCGUCCAACAAUGGGACACAACUCAUAAAUCACACCAAAUACCUCUUUCUUCUCAACCCAUUUCCUACAAAAAUGAGACUACUAUUCAUCAUUUUCACUAUUAUUAUCACCAUAGAAGCUGCAGAUAUUCUUCCUGGUUCUACCCUUUCAGCUUCCAACCCAAACUCCAAAUGGUCAUCUCCAAACAACACCUUCUCUCUUUCAUUCCUACAGCUCGACCCCACAAACCAGAGCGUCUAUUUUGCUGCUAUUUCUUACAACAAUAUACCCAUAUGGAAGGCCGGCGCCGACGCCGGAGGAGUUGAUUCUUCAGGUGAACUCCGGUUCCUAUCCAACGGUGACCUUCAGCUCACAACUGGAACUUCUAAUUCUGUUGUUUGGAGUUCAAGAACUGCAAAUCGUGGGGUUUCCUCAGCUUCUCUUGACGAUAAUGGAAAUCUUCGUCUUAAAAACGGUACCGUAUCAAACAUUUGGUCUACUUUUGAUAACCCAACUGAUACUAUUGUUCCUGGACAGAGUUUCACUAAUACUCAUGUUUUGAAAUCUGGGUUGUAUUCUUUUAGCCUUAUGAAUAAUGGGAACUUGUCACUUUUGUGGAACGAUUCUAUAGUGUACUAUAAUUCUGGGUUGAAUUCUUCUGCUAAUGUAAACUUGUCUUCUCCUAGUUUGAGAAUGCAGCCUAUUGGGAUUAUUUCACUUUCUGAUCCUAGCCUUUCAAACCCUUUGAAUGUCGUUUAUAGUAGUGAUUAUGCAGAUGAAGGGAACAUUUUAAGGUUUUUCAAGCUGGAUGCUGAUGGUAAUCUUAGGAUUUAUAGUUCCACACAAGGUAGUGGGACUCAAAAUGUGAGAUGGGCUGCUUUGACUGAUCAGUGUCAGGUUUUUGGUUAUUGUGGGAAUUUUGGGGUUUGUAGUUAUAACGAAACUGGCCCAACUUGUGGAUGUCCUUCGCAGAAUUUUGAGCAUGCUGAUCCGAAUGAUAGUCGAAAAGGGUGUAGGAGGAAAGUUGAUCUUAAUAAUUGUCCUUCCAAUGCAACAAUGUUGCAAUUGGAUAAUGCUAAGUUCUUGACUUAUCCUCCGGAAUUAUCUGAUCAGCUUUUUUCUGCUGGUAUUUCAGCAUGUAGGUUUAACUGUCUUGUUAAUGGUGCUUGUGUUGCUUCGACUUCUUUAGCAGAUGGCACGGGGAUGUGUUAUAUUAAACAGCCCAACUUUGUUAGUGGCUAUCAGUCGCCAACCCUUCCUAGCACUUCAUUUCUUAAGAUAUGUGGGCCUGCAAUGCCUAAUCCUGCUGCAGUUUCGGAAACUGUUCAGGAGAAGAAUGGAGGGAGGGUUCCUGGCUGGGUUGUUGCACUUGUGGUUUUGGCUAGUCUCUUGGGUUUGAUCCUGUUGGAGGGUGGUUUGUGGUGGUGGUGCUUUAGGACCAGUUCUAAAUUUGCAUCACUGUCAUCUCAAUAUGCACUUCUUGAAUAUGCCUCUGGUGCCCCUGUGCAGUUCACAUUCAAGGAGCUUCAGCAGGCAACCAAGGGGUUUAAGGAGAAGCUUGGUGCAGGAGGAUUUGGGGCUGUUUAUCGGGCAGUUCUGGCUAAUAGGUCUGUUGCUGCAGUGAAGCAGCUGGAAGGAAUUGAACAAGGAGAGAAGCAAUUCAGAAUGGAGGUUGCAACUAUAAGUAGCACACACCAUUUGAAUUUGGUGAGAUUAAUUGGGUUUUGUUCUGAAGGGCGCCACAGGCUACUGGUCUAUGAGUUCAUGAAAAAUGGUUCUCUUGAUAAGUUCCUCUUUUCAGAAGAUCAUUCGUCGGGAAUGCUUUUGAACUGGGAGCAACGGUAUAAUAUUGCUUUGGGGACAGCAAGAGGUAUCACAUACCUUCAUGAGGAAUGCCGAGAUUGUAUAGUUCACUGUGACAUAAAGCCUGAGAACAUACUGUUGGAUGAGAACUACACUGCAAAAGUAUCAGAUUUUGGCCUUGCCAAGCUCAUUAACCCAAAGGACCACAGACAUAGAACCUUGACCAGUCAUGUGAGGGGUACUAGAGGAUACUUGGCUCCUGAGUGGCUGGCCAAUCUUCCUAUAACUUCCAAAUCUGAUGUGUACAGUUAUGGCAUGGUAUUACUGGAAAUAGUGAGUGGAAAAAGGAAUUUUGAAGUCUCAGAAGAGACUAACCGGAAAAAGUGUUCUUUGUGGGCAUAUGAAGAAUUUGAAAGGGGUAAUAUGGAGGCCAUUAUGGACAAAAAGAUUUCCAAUCAGGAGAUGGAUAUGGAACAAGUUAUACGAGCAAUUCAGGUGAGUUUUUGGUGCAUCCAAGAGCAACCAUCUCUAAGGCCAACGAUGGGCAAGGUGGUUCAGAUGUUAGAAGGCGUUUUUGAGAUUGAUCGGCCACCAGCACCUAAGUCUACUGAAGGGUCCUUUGCUGGAACCAGCUUAAACGCCAGUAGCACAAGCGGUCUCUCCACCUUCGCAGCCUCGGCACCAACUCCCUCUUCAUCAUCAUCGUUCCAAACUGCAGGAUUCCAGUCUUCAGGUUCUGCAAAGAAUGUCAAUAGGCAAUCAUCAUCACUUCUACACUCCGAAAUUAAGUGAGUCUAAAUCAUACACUUCGGAUUUCCUACAAGAACUGAUGGGAGUUUUCGUAUCUCAAUGAUCAUAGUUUGACUUGUGUCUUGCAAUUCAUAUUGUAUAAUAGAUAGGGUUUUGCAUAUAUAUAUAUUGAUAAGUUGUGACUCGUUAAUAUUGGAAAACACCACUCACUUAUAUCUCAUAUCCUAUUAUUCACCAGAA